CAUUAUGGUUGUCAAAUGAAUAAUUUAUUGCAUUGUCGAUCCGGGGCGUACAUCCCCCAGGGGGAGGUGUGGCGGGGGAAUUCGGCGCGGGGAACGGAGGCACGUCAGUCCGCGCUGGGCGGCCGAGCGAGCGCCAUGUCUACGUGUGCGCCGCGCGCGUGCUGCCGGCCGCGCGCCCCGCCGACCCUACUCGACAUCACCGCGAAGAUAGUCGCCGCCGCGAUUCCGUUCCAACGUAUCGAGGAGCGCUAUGAACGCAUCCCUGAGCCGGUGCAACGGCGCGUCGUCUACUGGUCGUUCCCCAGAGACGAGCGCGACAUAUGCAUGUACUCGUCGCUGGCGCGAGCGCCGCCCGACGACCACAGGAACAUCGCCUUCUGCCGCGGCCUCAAGCUGCUCGAAGCCGGCUGUGUUGAGAACGUCCUCCAAGUCGGUUUCCAUUUAAGUGGGGUGGUGAGGGCGCCGGCUGCCGUGCCUCCCUGCUCAGAACCUGAAAGGCUAUACAGGGUCACAGUUUCAUUCGACAGAUGCAAAAUCACCGGCGUGACUUGCAGCUGCGAGGCGCGCGACAUCUUCUGGUGCCAGCACGUAGUCGCCUUAGCGCUGUAUCGCAUCAGGAAUGCGGAUUCUGUAAGACUACGCGUCCCUAUAUCAGAAACCCUCCUCCAAAUGGACAGGCAGCAACUCCAGAAGUUUGUACAGUAUUUAAUAGCGGAACACCAUACAGAGGUGCUGCCGACCGCUCAGCGGUUAGCUGACGAGGUGCUGCAGGCGAGGUCGGCUAUUAACAGGAUAUGUGGGGCCCCGGAUCCCACGGCCGGGCCGCCGCCUGACGCGCAUCAUGCGUGGCACUUGGAUGAGCAACAGGUUUGCGAACAAGUGCGAGCGUAUUUAUUACAGGGAACGUAUUACAAUGCAAAUAAACAAUUAAAUUCACUAUUUUCUAAGGUUCGAGAGAUGCUAAGAGCACAAGACUCCAACGGUCCAAGGAUGCUCAUGUUAAUGACUGAACAGUUCCUAUCAGACCCUCGGCUGCUCUUGUGGAGGAACCAGAACACCCCCAUGACCGAGAAGUGCAGGCAAUUGUGGGAACAACUGGGUGCCUUGUGGGUCAGCAUUGUGCUGGACCCUGGGAGUAACAAGUGCCACAGGAUGCAGUGGAGGCAUUUGUUGGAGAAAUGGUCGGCAGUGGAGGUGUGCCCCACUGAAGACCCGGAUUAUAGGUCAUUUCCACUCUAUGCGAGGGAAAGGGAAAGAAACGAAAGAGACCGCGACAGAGACCACCGUGACAGGGACAGAGAGCGGCAUCGCGAUAGGGAAGAGAGGGACAGAGAGAGGCUACGGGAAAGAGAGGAAAGGGACAGAGAGAGGCACAGAGAACGGCAGAGAAGAGAAAUGCAUUCCCAUUCGGAGAGUUCGGAUGAGGAAUCUAGACCUAAUAAUUAUGAACGCGAAUACAGAAGAGCAAGCAAACGGUUAAGGCUUCACAACCAGAGGUCUGCGCCACCGCUCACGCCGAGAACUGUUUUUCACAAAGCAUUAGACGCUGUGGACAUAUCUUGGGAGAAUGAACACCUGAAGAACAUCUUGGGGUCUGAUGAGUAUUGUGAUCCGGAUAAAUUGGAUAAGGCUGGUGCAUCCACUGGUUCAAUUACAUUACACGCCUACCCGAAGUUCAAUGACAUCGGGCAGCCGUUGUGGCAUGAACAUUUACCAGUAGUGGGGGCUAGGAUAGAAGCGUUGCGUGCGCACGGACGCGCGCCCGCCGCGUUGCGGCUCGCGGUCGCAGCGGCAAGGGCCAUGCGCCAUCGACAGGAAGUAGCGCAGCAAAAGUGGCAAGAAGCGGGCGGCGGUGAAGCGUCAAGUAGCAACUCGAGCAACUCGUCGAUAAAUUCAUCGACCAACUCGUCGACCAACUCGUCGUCCUGCGCGAGCGAGUCGUGCGGCGGGCAGUGCGACCGCGUCAAACUGUCGCUGGUGUGCGCACACAUGGACGCGGGCUCGUGUCUACAGAGUACGAGCACGUGUGCGUUGAGUCAUACGCACCGGUGUAUUGGGAAAGACAGUAGAUGCUGGACGGGUUGGACGUUGGAAGCGAUCUGGUGCGUGUAUGAGUGCCUCGCGGACGCGUGUCUCGCCCCCGACGACCAGAGAGCAUCACCCAGACUCCAUACCUACAUAGAUGAAGAACCCAAUACUGGUCUACCGCCUAGAUACCAACAUGUACCUGUAGCUGGCAGUAAAAACCCAGAAGAAACAUACUUAGCUUUAGCGCUGGAGGCAGCUUUACUCGGCCUGGGCAUGCAGCGGAUGUUACCGAGCGGGCUGUAUGCGCAGGAGAGGUAUUGCAAGCAGGAGGAGCGACUAAUCAGCCAACUCCAGAGGGUAGAAGGCGAAGCAGCAGCUGGGGUGUGCGGGCGAGUGGCCCGCGCCCUGCUCGCGGGGGGUCCGUCCUCGUGCCUCGGUACCAAAGUGCACCCGAGGUCUGCGCCGGCGCACACCUUCGCGAGGUUCCUGUUCCUGGCUCUGUUGCCUAGCGACCCGGAUCUCGCGUACCGAGUUGGAUUGAGAGCCAUGAGACUGCCCAUGGUGGAGGAAGCGUACGCGCUGGACGGCGGCGGCGCGGGCGCGGGCGGCGCGGGCGCGUGGCACACGCUGCAGCACGCCGAGCAGCAGCAGGCGGCGCUCGCUAGCGCUCUGUUGGGCGCCGCCCGCGGCACGCCGAGCCGGCUGCGCGCGGCACUGGCGGCGGCGCAGCGGCACGUGCGCUCCGCGGCGCAGCUGUUCCGGCUGGCGCAGGACGCGCUGCGGCACGCGGCGCCGCCCGACGCGCCGCACCACCACCGCGACCUGCUGGCGGCCGCCUUCGAGCUGGGCCUGCAGGUCUUACGGAUGACGCUAUCAGCCGUGAACUGGCGGAGGCGGGAAAUGGUCCGAUGGCUUGUGACGUGCGCCACGGAACUUGGUUUGGACGCACUGCUCUCCAUCAUGCAGAAUUGGUAUGAGCUAUUCACACCAACUGAAGCGACAGGACCAGUUGCGGCUGCUGCGAUGUCACACGCGACUGCGUUACGACUGGGGCUUAGUUUCGAGCAACAAGAAAAACUUAGCGCCUGUGCGAGAACGCUUGCUUUGCAGUGUGCGGCUAAGGACCCGCCGGGCUGCGCGCUCAGCGCCCUGUCGGUGUGCGAGGGCUCGGCGGGCGCGUUCGAGGCGGCGUGCGCGGCCGUGGGCGGGGCCGCCGCGCGCGGCGCGCUCGCCUCCAGCCAGCUGUUCGCGGUCGCGCGCUACAUGGAGCAGCGCGGCCAGCCCGCGCGCGCCAUGCGCCUGGCCACGCUGGCCAUGCGCAACCUGCACCUGCACUACAACCAGGACAGCCACCCGGCGAUAGCGGACAUCCACUGGGCGGUUGCGCUCGCGCACUCGCUGGGCCGCGCGGAGCUGCAGGCGAUGUUGCCGCUACUCGUAAAGAACGUGCAGUGCGCGCCCGUGCUUUCGGACGUCCUGCGGCGGUGCUGCGUGGCGGCCGCGGGGUGCUCGCGCGCGCGUCCGCCGCCGCCGCGGCCGCCGACGCCACUGCGCCCGCUGCUGGAGGCGGCGCUGCGGGCGUACGCGUCCACCACGCAUGCGCGGCUGGCGCACAUCUCGCCGCGACACUACGCAGACUUCGUCGAUUUUCUUGGUAAAGCCCGUGACACAUUCGCGCUGGCACACGACGGUCCACACCAAUUCGCGGCUCUGUUACAAGAAAUAAAACUCAAAUACAAAGGCAAGAAGAAACUAAUGUUCCUCGUUAAAGAAAGAUUCGGUUGAAAUAAGGCCAUAGCAUCGUUAUUUUUGUAAGCAUUGUGGUAUAUGUGCAAUAGCGUGUAUAUACAAAGACGCUUGAAGGCGUAAGUAAUUUCGUAAAAUGGUAUGGACUUUGGCGGUACAAAAAUUGAGUACGUAAUUAUUUCAAAAUUAUCCAACAAAAUCCAUAAUUGUGUGUUGGAAUAAACCGCAAAUACUGUAUAUAAAAGCUUUCAAUGUUAGUACAAUUUAGCACAAUGACAUAUGUCAAUAUUAUUAUGGUACAGUGUUGCCAUUGUAAUAAGCUCGAAUCUGCAUAUAAAUGUGCCGUCAAUGAUUCUGCCUAUAUCAUUACCUCAUGCUAGUUGGCGAGACGCACUCGAUUUGUACCAAACCAGUCUAUUUCGAAGUAUUAUUUUAUUUAACGUCUAGAUUAUAUACCUCGUAGAUAUCACUUAAGUAGAUAACGUUGUAAUGAUCUCAAUGAUUCCAUUUUGUAAAUAGAUUAAGAGUUUGUAAAUAUAAUUAUGAUUAGAAUUAGCUCGUUGGAAAUGUUAGAUAUAUUUUAAAUAAGGAAUUAGCACACGAGCGCUAGGUUAGAAAUGGCGCGAAACGUUUGGAAUCUUAAACUGUUUUGUUUAUACGGAGCUUGUAACAAAUGCGCCGAAAUAUAGCGUCCAAUAACACAGUGGGAAAAUGACACAGCACCAAAGAGAUAUAUAUAAGUUACUUUCAAAAUAUUGAUAUAAGCGAUGCCACUAUUCUUUCAGUAUUUUUGAGUAUUUGUAUAUGUAGGCGACAUUAAACGCUAAAAAUCCUCUUUAUUGCUUGAACUUCAUUUUAUAUAGAAUGUUGUUGUUUUUAUUUUUUUUAUCCGAUUUUAGUUUUCAUUAUCGUGUCCUGUUUGAUGUUUUUUUUUAUUCACUAUCCGUAUUGAGGUUAUAGUUAUAAAUUUGUAACAUGAAGUGCAUUUAUAUAAAUAGAAACAUUAAUAUUUAAAGCUAGGCGUGACGUUCGGAUAGCGUACAGACAUUAGUAAAAUGAUUAUGAAUAGUAUAUAAGAAUGAGGGACUUUUGUACUUUUUGUGGUGUGUAAGGGUUGUGCAAAACAAUAGAUUUUAUUUUCUCAACUUAUCAAUAUCAAAUUACGUUACGUUUGUUUUUCGCCAACCCUGUUCUGUGUCAAAAUUAUUUAAAACAUUAUAGGUAAAUAAUCAUGCAAGAUUGUUAUUUGUUUAUAAAACAAUUUUAUUUUAUUACGGCCAGAAGUAUAGUUAAUUUCAAUAAUAGAAUAAUGGCAUUUGGAAAUGUUGAGAUUGUAGAGUUCCAUAAAACUUAUAUUAUUGAUAACUAGAUCAGACUGAUUUUGAAGGAUUUGCAAGAAUAUUAGGUAUAUUAUCUGAAUUUCUUAAUCAGCGUACGAUUGCUAGCUGUAAAAUUCUUUUGAUUAAUAAUAAACAAAAAAGCAAUAAUUUUUAGCCUUCGCCGGUCUGUGUUUGAAUUUUUUUACAAAACGUUAAAAAUUCAAAUAAAUUAUUUUUAGUAGCCAACCUGUACUUAUGUGAGGGUAAUAAUAUUUUAUUAUAUUGAAUUGUCAGUAUAGCUUGUGACUUGCCAGUAAAGAAAAAAAAGCAAACAAAACCUUAAGUGCCUUCAGGCGAGUCCACUCUUAUCAUAAACGCAGACCGGUUUUGCCAUUUUUUAUAUAAGUUCUGUUCUUUUUUAAUUUUGUACACACACGAUGUUUACACAUUAAAAUUGUGUUUACGUGAAACGUAGACACUACACCGUUCAAUGUUGUUUUGAAAAAGGUGAUAAUAAUUUCAAUAUAUGAUUAAUUUAAAAUAA
Molecule: messenger RNA, 5637 nt
Organism: Zerene cesonia (dogface butterfly)
Lineage: Eukaryota; Metazoa; Arthropoda; Insecta; Lepidoptera; Pieridae
Product: zinc finger SWIM domain-containing protein 4-like
Exons: 23
Coding region: 16-3813 (1265 amino acids)
Cellular component (GO): Cul2-RING ubiquitin ligase complex
Molecular function (GO): zinc ion binding
Source: RefSeq, a predicted model, not a curated record